Messenger RNA from Oryza sativa Japonica Group (Japanese rice), 507 nucleotides. RefSeq lists its product as uncharacterized. The record is from RefSeq and is a predicted model, not a curated record. NCBI's taxonomy places the organism in Eukaryota, Viridiplantae, Streptophyta, Magnoliopsida, Poales, Poaceae.
CUUGCUUGGAGAAUAAAGCAGAGACCGAGACAGGAAUCUGUCCGCCUUGACCAAAGCAAAGCAACUGGUAUUGAAGCAAGCAAGCGCCGUGCUGCUCUGGGCUAAAGAGGAAACUGAUCGAGGAAGGUAAGCAAGCAAGAGGAGGAUGUGCGUGGUGCUGGUGUGCGACGAGCCGGAGCGCGUGGUGGCGACGUACCAGGCGCCCGGCCGCUGCCCCUACUGCGGCGGCGGGGUGGUCGCCACCGACGUCGAGAGCGCCCCACGCCUCUGCUUCCUCCCGCUCUGCUUCCGCCUCCGCCGCCGCUUCUUCUGCUCCCUCUGCUCCCGCCGCCUCGUCUCCGUCGCCUAAGCUCGUACUCCUAUCUAUGUCUAGUAGUAGUAAUCAUGUUGUACAAAUUGCUCCUCCUCAGAUUGUUUACCGUACCUGUAUUAAUCGGUGAUGUGAUAGACGUAAUAACUUGAAAUUGCUCGAUAUAAUACAGCAUACUGAGAAUUUGGGCUCGUUUC